AUGCCCUCCGACCAGUCAAUACUCAAAACAUCUCUUCCUUCCGCUCAUCGUGCGGCCGCCCCCAAGACACCACCAGCCCAAUCCACCACUCGCCGUGCGCCAUCGAAACCCAAAGCGUCGCACCAAGCCAAAACCCAGUCGCAGGGUAAACCAGGCACCGAUCCUCGUCAUUUAGCCAUUGCCCUGCAGCAUGCACACCGGAUUCAAGCGCAGAAAGAUACGGAAGCCCUCAUCCUCGAUCGCAUUCUCGAACUAGCCACCUUUCCCCCGUCGCCAUCCGCAGACCCUGCGUCGCCAUCGGCCGAAGAUGUCCAGACAUUCAAGUCCGCUCUCGUUCCUUUCCAGCCGGCCGAUUAUGACAAUUUGAUUCUGGAGCGCAAUAUCGAGGGUCUUUGUGGCUAUACGCUAUGUCCUCGCGAACACCGAAAGGACGACUUCAAAGGGACGUUCCGCAUCAAGUGGGGUGCCAAAGGCAGCGGACCGGGCGGGCAUGGACGAGACAUGAACAUCGUGCCGCGGGAAAAGAUGGAAAUGUGGUGUUCGGACGAGUGUGCCGAGAGAGCCAUGUAUAUACGGGUCCAGCUGGCCGAGGAGCCGGUUUGGGAGAGAAGAGCCGAUGAUGCUCGUGGUAAGAAUUUCGCUCUGCUGGAGGAAGGAAGAGCCGCACAGCGAGGGAAAGGAAAAGCGAAAGCUACCGUCAACGAGGUCGCAGGCCAGCUUGAUAACCUCCACAUGGACCCGGAGCAAAGUGGAAAUGAUGUGGCCGAAGACAUUGCACAACUCUCCAUUCGCGACGACGCCCGGUCUCGCGAACUCGCCAUGGAGCGUGGUGAUUCGGCCUCGUUAUCACAGGCGGGUCGGGUUGAGGUUCACAUUCGAGAAAAGGAAACGGGCUCCCAUGGGAAUGUCACGGCUCCAGAAAUGCGCCCUGGGGAUGAUAAGGGAGGUUCCAUUGAAGGGUAUAUGCCCAAGGACCAUUGA
Molecule: messenger RNA, 981 nt
Organism: Aspergillus melleus
Lineage: Eukaryota; Fungi; Ascomycota; Eurotiomycetes; Eurotiales; Aspergillaceae
Product: Rtr1/RPAP2 family protein phosphatase
Exons: 1
Coding region: 1-981 (326 amino acids)
Cellular component (GO): cytoplasm; nucleus
Molecular function (GO): RNA polymerase core enzyme binding; RNA polymerase II CTD heptapeptide repeat phosphatase activity
Source: RefSeq, a predicted model, not a curated record